Messenger RNA from Varanus komodoensis (Komodo dragon), 3263 nucleotides. RefSeq names its product sterile alpha motif domain containing 1 (gene SAMD1). Lineage: Eukaryota; Metazoa; Chordata; Lepidosauria; Squamata; Varanidae. The record is from RefSeq and is a predicted model, not a curated record. Gene Ontology annotation, molecular function: DNA binding; protein binding. The transcript has 6 exons. The coding region runs from base 111 to 1400 and encodes 429 amino acids.
UAGCAGCGCCUGCCGGGCGGAAGGUCCACUUCGCGCCGUGCGGGCAAAGGCUGAGGCCAAAGCGGAGCGACGCACGGGGGCAGUGAAGCCCCGGGGGAGGCGGCAACACCAUGGCCGGGCCCCCGCCGCCGCCCCCGGGCCAGGAGGCGCCGCGCUACCAAGAGUGGAUUCUGGACACCAUCGACUCGCUGCGCUCGCGCAAGGCGCGCCCGGACCUGGAGCGCAUCUGCCGCAUGGUGCGCCGGCGGCACGGCCCGGAGCCGGAGCGCACCCGCGCCGAGCUGGAAAAGCUCAUCCAGCAGCGCGCCGUGCUUCGCGUCAGCUACAAGGGAAGCAUCUCGUACCGCAACGCUGCGCGCGUCCAACCGCCCCGGCGAGGGCCUCGUCGGACCGGACGGGAGCGACCGCCGCCUCCCCCAGCCCAGGAGGAAUCCUCCCCCGUUAGUCUGCGAGAGAUCGUGCGCUACUUGGGCGGCGACGGCGCCGCGCCGGGGGGCGGCCGGGUGACUCGAGGCCGAGCACAGGGGCUGCUUCAGGAGGAAAGGCUGGAGAAGACCCGCUUGGGUGGCGGCGGCGGCGGCGGCGGCAACAGCGUCGCCUUGCCCAGGGCGGAGAGAGGCGCGCAGGCCCGGGCCCCCAACGCCAGGGCGUACAGGAACAAGAAGGCAGGUGAAGAGGUCAAAGGUGAAGAAGAGGAGGAAGAAGAGGAAGAAGAAGAGGAUGAAGUCUCCACUAUGUCUGAAGGUUCAGAAGUGGCACAAGAUUAUGAGGCCAGCAACUACAGCAGACCUGGACUAGGCCAGGUGAAUGGGGACUGUAAGGACAGCAAGCAUGGUGGGAAAGAGGUCCCACCCAGCACUGCCCUCCCCAGAGACCUGCGCUCCCUUGAGGAGCAGCCCUUGAGCAAAGGAUCAGAGCAUCCCCACCAUGAAGGAAAUGAGCAAUGUCAUACAAAGGCCUCUUGGCCUGGAGAAAGUGCCUGUCACCAUCUUGGGGGCAGCAAGAAAGAUGCCAGCACCUAUCAGCAGCCAGACAGAGCAGUGUCACCAGCUGUUGCAGGUACUGAGCCCUCUGUGCCCUCAUCUCCUGGGAGACCUGGCAUCCAGGCAGAUGGGAGACCAUUCAGCUGCACCUCACUGAAGGAGAAGCAUUCCGACCCAGUGGAAUGGACUGUGAGUGACGUUGUGGAUUAUUUCACAGAAGCUGGGUUUGCUGAGCAAGCAACUGCCUUCCAAGAACAGGAGAUUGAUGGGAAGUCUCUGCUGUUGAUGCAGCGCACUGACGUGCUAACUGGCCUAUCUAUCCGUCUGGGACCUGCCCUCAAGAUCUACGAGUAUCACAUCAAGGUGCUACAGCAGUGUCACUUUGAAGAGGAUGAGGGCGACUCCUUCAUGGGCUGAGGAGAAUGGGCACGCCUUGUGAAAGUGGGGUGGGGGGAGAGAGAAUGGGGACUCUGCCAACCGCUACUGUCUCACAUAUUUCGGCCUUCCUCUGCCUCCGUGAAAAAAAAAAAAAAAGGAAGAAGACAGCGGCUGUGUGGGAAUGGGAGUGGCUGUGACCAGAUCAUGUGAGAGGAGGGAGGCAGAAAUUAUUAUCCCAGCUUUGUGAUUUCUCUUGCCCCAGUGGUUCAGAGAUAGAAAAAAAAACAGGCUGGGAGGGCUGCAAACUCUUUCUUCUUCCGACCUGUCUGUGUUGCCUACCCCAAGCUUUUCACUUGCCAUAGUGCAUUGUUUCUUUUGGAAAAGGGUGGAGAGAGAUGUGGUUUUGUUCCUCUUCCCAGCCUCAAGUUAAUUGAAAUAAUUUGUGCUUCAGUGCCCGCCCCCCCAGCCAACCCCAGCUCCCACAGUAGCACUUGAUGGUCCCGACUCCCUCAUUGCUGUGAUUGGCAAGACAAGGAGCCUGCUGGAGGUGUCAGGAGGUUUUAAUCAAAUACCUUUUUACUCUCUUUUCUGUUUGGGUAGGCUUUUCUUCCAAUUUUCAUGGUUGUUGCCCAGAGUCAACUGCUUUUUAUUAUUAUAAUUAUAAUUAUUAUUAUUAUUUUUCCUUCCCAUUUUUAAAAAAUAUAAAUAUUUAAACUGAAAAACAACCCGAUUGGUUUAGUAUUCCCAGUCCUGUUAGCCCUCUAGAAGGAGUAACGGAAGAGCUAAAAUGAAUGUGUGUUUAAGGGAUGAAAGUGUGUGUAAGAGAGCCUGAAAUCCUGAAUUCUGUGCUGUGCUCUAGGGGAAUGUGUCAUCUGUUGCUAGUCAAAUGUUGGAGAGGAAAGAUCUAGGAGUGGGUCGGAGUAGAAUUCAUUCUAACUAGCCCAAAGUUGGGAGUAGACCUGAGGUGUUCUGGCUCAACUUUCCGUAUUGUAAUCAACUGGGGUAAAGGUGCAGUAACCAUUGCCCAAUUACCCACAAGUCGAACAUGAAAACAUACACCAGCAGAGGACAUGUACCUGUGUGCAUAUAUUUGGUAUUGGUGGCUCAACUAGUGCUCAUAAGUAAGAGCUAUAGCUUCGAUCAGGUGGAUAAAUGUAAACGGAUCUCCUCUUGUUAAAGCAAGCCAAGCCCAUAAAAGUAGAAUGCUUGUAGAGCAAGAGGUGGUGGUGGUGCAAUGACCACAGUAAUAUUUGUUUUUUGCACAAGUCCAAGACCUGAUGUAGAAGGAGCAUCUUUCUAGGGCGCACUACACAAAAUCUGAGCAUUCUUGGAGGUUCUGAGGAAACACCGCACAUUAUCUGAGUAACCUGGUUGCAUAAAAAACACCUGUUCCAUAAAUUAAUUAGAAACUAGUUUCUCUUCCUUGAUUUCCUAAAAAUAACUUCAGGAACUGGAGGUUUGCUGACAAUGCUGAGAAUUCUUUAUUGUAGGAUUUUAGAGCAUAUAUAGAACUUCAUUUCCUAGUUCCUUGAUUGGGAGCCAUGAUACAUUAUCAGAUUUGAAACUUGAUUUAGAUUUGGAAUGUAGACAGGUCAUUCCCAUAGUGCAAGUACACCUACCCUUAUUGGUUGGGUCCCAGAAGCAGAACUGUACAUGGUUAGAGACACAUCCUCAUACGCAUGCACAGUUGGACAGGAGCACACUGAAUUUAUUUUCUCAAUUUUUUUUUUUGAAAACAUGAGGGCUAGAAACUUACUGUUUGAACUUUGAAAGUGGAGGUUCUCAAUGUUGUAGCACAAAAGUGCCUCAGGGGCUUACAUACCAGUUGCAUGUCACCCCCUAUUGCACUAGACCCUAUUUUGUUCAGAGCUGGGAAUAAAAACCAAGUUUUGGGGGUUCUGA